CUAGAGUUGACACGUUCAACAGUUUGAAGAUCAAAGUCUAGGAAGCUCUGGCAGUGUUUCGCAUUUCUUUCCUGGAAAAGGAGUGAUAUCGUGGUGUUUUAGUUUUCCCAGAAAUUUCAUUCCAUAUCUAUACAGAUCCAAAAACCUUUCGAUCAUCUUGUACGUGGCAUCAAACUGUAAGGCGUGCGGCUGACUUGAAAGUUAGCAACUUGGCAUGGGAUUGGUCGACUUGAAGACUGUACUCCUUAUUGUAUUGAGCUAUGGUGUUGUGUCAUUUACAUGACACUGUGCCUUCUUGUUAUUACUGUUUUGGUUAACUACCAUUGCUACAUGAUCUAUAAUAGCUGUAUGUUGGUCGCAAGGUACCGUGAUAUUCAGUAUUGGUAACUAUCUGUGCGGUCGAUUGGGAUGAAGAAGAUGGACGUCAACGCGUCCUAAUUGAUUACAGAUUAGAAAUGGAUAACAUUGAUAAUGAUAGACUCGUAACUGAAAUUUUACUUGGGAAGUGAGUGGAGAAAACUACAGUUCUCAUCCGUACAAUAAUAACGGCAAAUAGAGGUCCUGCAAUACAGAAAAUGAUCCAGACACUGCUCUGUGAUUUUCGUAGAAAAGCUUUUUUUGUGAAUUGGAUAUAUAAUGUUAACACAGAUUAACUGCUAUAGUAGAAUUAGUGUAAACUUACUCGCUUGCUAGGCUGCUAGCUGACUUUUGUACAUGUUAUAUAUCCUAGAGGAAAUCCUUGCUCUAUCAUGUCAGAAAAUUUCCAUGAGGAGGAACAUGCAGAACAAAUAUGCAAGCAGACAUCUCCUCCAUUACCAGAAGGCCUGGGGACACAAGUUAUAGCUCUCUUCACCAGUACUUUUCGCCAAUCGAACAAGAAGGAUAAUAAGAUUCCACCAAAAGUACAGGUAACAACACCUGAUAAAUGGGCUCAGAGUGCUCCAACUCAAGAACAUACAAAUAUAUCUGGUGAUGUAAUAAGAAAGGAUAAGGAUCAGAAGGAUGUUGCACAUAUUCCAGCUAUUAUAAACAUCAACCUAGUUCCAUACGUGACACUACAUCUUGCUGCCCUGAAUGGUGACUGGAUAUCUGCUAGAAAUUUCUUGCAAUUGAAGCCAGAAGCUGUGAGGGCUAAGAUCACAAAAGGUUCAGAAACUGCUCUUCACAUUGCAGCUGGGGCAAAACGUACACUUUUUGUUGAGGAGCUAGUUAAAUGGAUGACACCAGAUGAUCUUGAAUUGAAGAAUGAUGUAGGGAACACCGCUCUUUAUUUUGCUGCUGUCUCUGGUAUCAAAAGGAUUGCCGAGGUAAUGGUGGAUAUUAAUCCAUCAUUACCUCAGAUUCGAGGAACUAAAAAUCUAACACCACUUCAUAUGGCCACAUUGCUAGGCCACAGAGAGAUUGUGUGGUAUCUAUAUGAUAAGACAAGUCUGACGGAAGACGACUACAUAGGGCUUUUAAUUUCUGCCAUAACAGCAGAUCUUUAUGAUGUCGCACUGCAUAUAAUUCAAAAGCACCCUGAAAUGGCUUUUGCUCGAGAUGGAAAUGGAGAAACAGCACUACAUGUAAUGGCUCGAAAGCCUUCAGCAUGCUAUAGUGGCAGUAAGCUGGGAUUUCUGCAGAGAUGGAUAACUUCAUAUGUGGCUGUGGAUAUAGUGGAACAACACCCUUUAAUAACUCUUGUUCAAGGUGAAAUUGCAGAGACCAAACUUCACAUAGUUGAGCGUUCAACAUGUUAUAGUGGAAGUCAGCUGGGACUUUGGAAACGAUUCAUAUUAUCUGUACCAUGUAUCCAGGCCUCAUACGACAAAAAGAUGAAUCAUAUGCAAGCAACUGAACUUGUGAAGCUGCUCUGGAAGAAAGUUUUGACACUAGAGAGUGAUUCAAGGAUAUGUGAUUUGAUAAAUGCGCCGUCUCGCUUAUUAUUUACUGCUGCUGAAUUAGGGAAUAUAGACUUUCUCAUUAUAUUUAUGAGAUUGUACCCCAGUCUCAUUUGGCAAGUUGAUGAACAAAAUCGAAGCAUAUUUCAUGCUGCAGUGAUUCAUAGACAGGAGAAAGUUUUCAGUCUCCUUUAUGAAUUAGGUGGUCUGAAAGACUUGAUAGCUGCUUACAAAGAUGUGUCCAACGAUAAUAUGCUUCAUUUGGCUGCCCGAACAUCUGCAAGUCGACUAAGUACUGAUACUGGGGCAGCAUUGCAAUUGCGAAGAGAGUUGACUUGGUUUAAGGAGGUGGAGAAGAUUGUCCAGCCAUUAUACAGAGAAAUGAGGAACUCAGAUGGAGAAACACCACAAAAUCUUUUCACCAAGGAGCACAAGGAACUACUUAGAGAAGGACAAGAGUGGAUGAAGGGUACAGCAUCAUCAUGUAUGGUGGUGGCAACUCUUAUUGCCACUGUAAUGUUUGCUGUCAUCUCUACUGUUCCAGGCGGCAACAACAGUAACACUGGUAUUCCCAUACUUCUUAGAUCAAGGGCCUUCACGGUUUUUGUCAUAUCAGAUGCAGUAUCUCUGAUCUCAUCAACCACUUCAGUCUUGAGCUUUCUGUCCAUUCUUACAUCACGUUACCAUGAAGGAGAUUUUCUCAAUUCAUUACCAAAUAGAUUGAUUCUGGGGCUUGCCACUUUAUUUAUCUCUAUAGCCACAAUGAUGAUAACAUUUGUUGCCACACUACUAAUGGUUCUUGGCCCUGGAUUUCAUGAUAUGAAAAUUCCAGUUGCUUUGGUUGCUGCAGUUCCAGUUGGUUUCUAUGCAUUACUACAGUUUCCCCUUCUAGCAGACAUGAUCAGUCAUGCAUAUAUUUCAAUAGUUUCUUUUCGCCCAUGCAACCACCUCUUGCAUUAGAUAACUUACUUGAUGUCAGAAUGUAAGUGUUACGACUGUAAGGUAAUGUAUUAGAGUGAAAUUAUGUGUAUAGUACUAACAUUGUGAAUUUUAAAUUUGGAUGAGCUGUACCAAGGUUUGAAGGAAUCAUACAAUAUAUUCAGAAGAAAAUCAUAGACUUUCUUAUAGGUCUUCAUUUGUAUUCA
Messenger RNA from Argentina anserina (silverweed cinquefoil), 3025 nucleotides. RefSeq names its product ankyrin repeat-containing protein ITN1-like. The transcript is spliced from 7 exons. Lineage: Eukaryota; Viridiplantae; Streptophyta; Magnoliopsida; Rosales; Rosaceae. Gene Ontology annotation, molecular function: protein binding. The coding region runs from base 750 to 2840 and encodes 696 amino acids. Gene Ontology annotation, cellular component: membrane. The record is from RefSeq and is a predicted model, not a curated record.